UGCAGUACACAUAAAACGUAAAAUAGUCAUCUAAACAAAAGUUGCGCUUAUUUUGCAUUGAUUCAGUUACAAUUUCAUAUUAAAGUCCAUAAAACUAUUCACUCCAAAGCCACUAUAAAUAAACAGGACUGUACUUUUCUUCUCACUGCAAAUCAAUUCUUCUAGCUCUGGUGAUUUCUUCAUACUUUUGUACUAUAAGAAUGGCGGAUGAGGUGGUUCUGCUGGAUUUCUGGCCAAGUCCCUUUGGGAUGAGGGUUAGGAUUGCACUUGCUGAGAAGGGUAUCAAGUAUGAAAACAAAGAAGAGGACUUGAUUAACAAGAGUCCUCUGCUGCUCCAAAUGAACCCGGUUCACAAGAAAAUCCCGGUUCUCAUUCACAAUGGCAAGCCCAUUUGUGAGUCUCUCAUUGCUGUUCAGUACAUUGAUGAGGUCUGGAAUGAUAGAUCUCCUUUGUUGCCUUCUGAUCCUUACCAGAGAGCACAGGCUAGAUUCUGGGCUGAUUUGGUCGACAAGAAGAUAUAUGAUAUACGAAGGAAGCUUUGGACAACAAAAGGAGAAGAACUAGAAGCUGCCAAGAAGGGCUUCAUGGAUGCCAUUAAAUUGUUGGAGGAACAGCUUGGAGACAAGGCUUAUUUUGGAGGAGACAAGUUUGGUUUUGUAGAUGUAGCAGUUAUUCCAUUCUACAGUUGGUUCAAAGUCUAUAAAAUCUUUGGCAACAUUAACACAGAGAGUGAGUGCCCCAAGUUUAUAGCUUGGGCCAAGAGGUGCAUGCAGAAAGAAAGUGUUUCCAAGUCUCUUCCUGAACAGGAAAAAGUCUAUGAUUUCAUUGUGGAGAGAAGAAAGAGGAUGGGCAUUGAGUAGAUUGGAGGCAUAAUAGUGUAAUUACUUGUAUUUCGUUGUUUGUGUGCUUCACCUUUCAUAUAAAGUAUUUAGUAACCGAGGUCACUUAAAUGUGCCAAAGUUCAUGCUUUGUUGCAUGAAUAUGUAGGUUUUGAAAUACUUAAGAUGUAUCUUGGAUGUGUGUGUUGGUCUUGGAUGUGUGUGUUGGUCUUGUAAUCGAGUCUUUUCUUCAUUAUUAUGUAGUUUUAUUAUCAGUUGGUCUAAUCACCAAAACUACACCUGUUGUUAUGCUUGAAAUCAUGUAAUGAAAAAAAUUUAUACACCUUCCUUUGGCAGCUGUAUUUGACAUAUU
Messenger RNA from Gastrolobium bilobum, 1191 nucleotides. Its product is annotated as probable glutathione S-transferase. NCBI's taxonomy places the organism in Eukaryota, Viridiplantae, Streptophyta, Magnoliopsida, Fabales, Fabaceae. The transcript has 2 exons. Gene Ontology annotation, biological process: glutathione metabolic process. Gene Ontology annotation, molecular function: glutathione transferase activity. Gene Ontology annotation, cellular component: cytoplasm. Bases 201 to 860 code for a protein of 219 amino acids. The record is from RefSeq and is a predicted model, not a curated record.